Cooperia oncophora is the source of this 201-nucleotide messenger RNA. The record is from the annotation of a GenBank genome assembly. NCBI's taxonomy places the organism in Eukaryota, Metazoa, Nematoda, Chromadorea, Rhabditida, Trichostrongylidae.
AUGUGUGACGCAAAAUGGCCAAACUGGCAAACCUAUUACAGAACAUUCUCCAGUCAGGUAGCUGAAGAUACAGAUGUAAAACGUUAUGUACAGUCUGGAUUAUGGCUUUACUGUCCCGGAGCUGCACAAUGUUGGUAUAUCUUCAGUGAUGAUCUCAUCAAUUACUAUGAGAAGGUGAUUCAAAAGAGAUGUCGAAUUUGA